This is a messenger RNA of Cynoglossus semilaevis (tongue sole), 7859 nucleotides long. It is a transcript of the gene col24a1, whose product is annotated as collagen type XXIV alpha 1 chain. The coding region runs from base 972 to 6059 and encodes 1695 amino acids. The transcript is spliced from 60 exons. Lineage: Eukaryota; Metazoa; Chordata; Actinopteri; Pleuronectiformes; Cynoglossidae. The record is from RefSeq and is a predicted model, not a curated record. Gene Ontology annotation, molecular function: extracellular matrix structural constituent.
AUUUAAACUGACUUCUAGGCUUCACCGAUGAGAAUCAAUAAUUUAAUACGACGAGUGAUUUAAAGUGUCACACAUUUACACUGUGGAAAAAAUAGAAUGAAAUGAACUCUCAGUAUGAUAAAUGACCAAAUAGUGGACGACUGGGACUGCCGUGGUGCCAGGAGAACAGCUGCAUACAGCAUGAGGCUACACCAGCUGAUCUGUCUGUCCUUUUGGUGAAACUUAUCAAUUAUACUAACUUUUUAUUGUGUGUCUACGUCAGAACACGCUGUGGGAAACCGGAGGAUUUGGAGAGAUACAGUAGCCGCAGCAGAAAAAAAAAGAUAUUGAAGAACACCGAGCCACAACAACUGUGUGAUGUCACGAGUCGGCGGUGAAAUCCAACACCAGCAGCUGGAGUGGAGCUGAGUUGGAGUGCUGGUUAGGGUGAGUGCGGAUCCCCUUGCAUCAGUGCAAGUCAAGGCACAUAGCAGAAACCACCGCCUGGAGGUAAAGACGCGCGGAGAGACUUGGGGAAGGAGAGGGGAGGGAGAGUGAGGCUGUGUGCUGAGACCACUCUGUGAAGACAUCUCUCUGAUUCUCUCUAAAUCUCACACCACAGUCGCGUUUGACGCUCCUGCAGCCUGACCAGCAGCCGUGGAAAAGCUGUGCAACACUUGCGCGCCUCCAGUUUUUCUUGGAUAGAAAUCAGCGCUGAUCAGUGCGCGCAGAUGAUCUGAGGCGCAGCAGGAGAGAAGAGAGAGAGAGAGAAGAGAGAAGAGAGAGAGAGAGUUCCUGGACGAGGCAGAGAGAUCUCUCCUCUCUGGACUUGUAGUAACGAUGAGGAAAUUCUGACUUGGCACAUCUCCUGCCGGGCACUUUUACGCGUCGUUUGGCUUCGACCAAAGGGUGAAGCCCAUGAACAGGUAUCCUCCUCUUCAGUGUGAUUCUGUUUUCACCCAGAUCUCUGCUGCCUGGACAAAUGCAUACAAAUGCAUUUAGGAGCUCAACGGACAAGGAGUGGACACGUUUCCGCGGCAGCAACGUGGAACCUUUUCCUGCUCCUGUCAGUAUGCUCUGCAGUGCUCUCUGGAGACAAAGACUACCUAGCUCAAGGAGCCGACAUCCUCUAUCGAUUGGGGCUUACAGAUCAAAACACAGACCGUCCCUACGGGAGGAUAAGUUCACCAUUGACCCCUCACACCACUGUUCCCUCAUAUUUAACCCCUCCUGUAGCUGGAUAUGGGGUGUUAGUAGACUCAAACUCCCUCUAUGAGGCCCCAGCAGAAAGUCUGUUCCCUGCAGAGUUUGGUGAGGAGUUCUCUGUUGUCAUUAGUCUAAGCUCCUGGCGAGCAAACAAUGCUUUUCUUUUUAGUGUUAAGGACAGCAGAGACAGGCUCCGUUUUGGCAUUCAGCUGCUGCCACGGAGAGUGGUGGUUUACACAGCAGAGAAAGCCUCCAUCUACUUCACCUACAACUGGCAGGAUGGGCGCCAGCACCAUUUUGCCGUUGGCGUUCGCACACGCUCAGUGACCUUUUACGCGGACUGUGGUGCGGUGCAGCAGCAGGAGCACACCCUAGGAAGAUCUCAGGCACUGAGGGAUUCUGGGGGUCUCUUCACUCUGGGCAGGAUGAACUCCAAAGCGGCAGCAUUUAAUGGUCGAGUCUGCCAACUAGAUAUUUAUCCCUCAGCUCUUGCUGCUGCGCACUACUGCAGCUACCUUAAAAAACAGUGCAGAUUGGCCGACACUUACCGAUCGCCUUCUCCGCACCAUGCCUUGGAUGCAGAGGCGAAUGACCAACCAUCUAGUCCUUCUACGAUGCCCUUUGUUGGAGUAGUAUCGACCCAUCCAAACCCCGUGAAAACCACAGCGGUCCCCAACCAGUCUGCCACGAGUUUAUCCCCAGACACAGCUCUGAGCCCGACAGUACCAUAUUUUGAGGAGGACCAGAGCGACAGUUCUGAAUUGGAUUUCUUUACCGACUACACAACAUCCUCACCUUGGUCCGACAGCUCAACUGCUUCAGCUGUGGGUGACCAAGCAGUUUUGGAUCUUGCCUACACAACAACGAUCUUGAGUAGCAGGAAAGAGUUUCCAGAAGAAAGUACCCCCCAGGAUGAUGGUGCUUUUGUAGAAAACACAACCCCAGGCCUGAUUUCACCUGAAAGAGAAAGUCAACGGAAAGAAGGAGUCGGGAACAACUCGGUCAUUGGCACUGCUGACACUCGGUUUCACCACAACAAUCACCUUCCUCAUGUACGGGUUAAUGGCACCACCUUGUACAGGGAGGAUCAGGUGGACAGCUCAGAACAGUCCGAUCUGGACGACAGCUAUGAUGACGUCGACAUGGGGGCUUACGAUUAUGGAUACGAGGGUCCAGACUUCUUCUACGAGUACGAAGAUGGAUUCCGAGGCCCCAAAGGAGAGCCAGGUCUUCCGGGUCCUCCUGGUCCCCCUGGUUUACCUGGACCUCCAGGAAAAAGAGGUUCUCGGGGUCCCAGAGGUCCACAUGGAAAUCCAGGACUGCCAGGACUUCCGGGACCCAAGGGGGCAAAAGGAGACCCUGGACUUUCUCCAGGCCAGGCUUCACCAGGAGAAAGGGGAGAUAGAGGUCCACCAGGUUUGCCUGGAGCAGAUGGAUUUCCAGGACCACCAGGUCCUAAAGGUUAUCAAGGCGCACCAGGACUGCCAGGAGAACCAGGCGUACCAGGACCUCCUGGGGAAACUGGGGCUGCAGGUUACCCUGGCAGGCAGGGCCCAGCUGGACCAGAGGGUGAGCCGGGGCCUAAAGGUGUCCGUGGUUUUAUUGGACUUCCUGGUGUUGCUGGACCACUUGGACUGCAGGGGGAGAAAGGAAUCCCUGGUCCUGUUGGAAAACCUGGCCCUAAAGGAAGACACGGUACGAUUGGUGAUGUAGGAGAGAGGGGGCCUCCUGGUCCUGAUGGAAAGGAGGGGCCUGUUGGUGGACCUGGCAUUAGUGGAUUUCCCGGUCUGAGGGGGGACCCGGGGCCUGAGGGACCACGAGGGCUGCCUGGUCUCCCAGGACCUCAGGGCCCUGCAGGACGAGGCGGCCUGCCUGGAUUGAAAGGUGAUAAGGGUGAAGUGGGACACAGGGGGGAACCAGGAGAGAUGGGUUACCAGGGCGACAAGGGAGCUGCUGGUCAGCCUGGUCCAGCCGGGCCUAAAGGAAAACCAGGACCACCGGGUAGAAUCGGCGAAAUAGGGCCACAAGGACUACCUGGGCCUCCAGGACCAGAGGGCUUUCCUGGUGACAUUGGAAUACCAGGGCCUAACGGUCCACCAGGACCAAAGGGUUUACAAGGAGACAGAGGACCCCCAGGUCCUUCAGGGCCAAAAGGAACAGAGGGUGACGAAGGACCGCUUGGACCACCUGGAAAUGCUGGCCCCACUGGAAGACCUGGACGAAAAGGCCCCAUCGGUGAACCUGGUCCUGAAGGUUUAGUGGGAGAGAAAGGAGACAUGGGAAAUGUUGGGAAAGUCGGACCACCAGGUCCAGUCGGCCUGAUCGGAGUAGCUGGUGUGAUGGGAGUUCCUGGUGAAAAGGGCGACCGGGGUCCAGCUGGUCCUACAGGUCCAGUCGGGGAGAAGGGGCCGAGGGGUUAUCCAGGAUUACCAGGAGGUCCAGGGGACAUCGGUAUGCAAGGGGCAUCUGGUCCACAGGGUCAGAGGGGCAUUCCAGGUGUCGCUGGGCCAAAAGGAAGAAGGGGGCCCAUGGGACCUGACGGCCCACUGGGUGAACCAGGUCCAGAAGGUCCUAAGGGAGAAAGAGGUGACAUCGGACCGAAAGGAGAACCAGGAUUUAUCGGAAAGGCUGGCAGUCCUGGAGAGAGGGGCCCAUCUGGGAAACCUGGAAAACCAGGUCUUCCAGGCAGCGCUGGUGAGAGGGGGCUACAUGGGGAACCAGGACCUAGAGGACCUCCUGGAGAUCCAGGGCCUGAUGGAGAGCAAGGAUCUGAAGGCGCCCCUGGUGCUGAAGGUGAACCGGGUCAUAUUGGAGAACGAGGUCCAAAGGGCAACGCUGGGCCACCAGGGGCUGAGGGGGAGCAGGGGCAAGAGGGCAUAAGAGGUUCACCUGGUCCUCCUGGUGAAGAUGGUCCUCAAGGAAAAGAUGGGCACAAGGGUGAGCCUGGUGAUGGUGGACCUAUCGGUGAACCUGGGGAUAAAGGUAUAGAAGGAGAACCGGGGCCCCCAGGACUUCCUGGAGAGCCUGGAAAACAAGGCUUUCGUGGACCUGAAGGAAAACCAGGGCCACCAGGAAACAGAGGACGGCAUGGAAAGAAGGGGGAGAAAGGUCCUUCAGGUCUUGCUGGUGAGACUGGCACACGAGGAGACGUGGGUCUAACGGGCGAACCAGGGCUCAAAGGCGCCAGAGGAACUCGAGGUCAACCAGGUCAACUAGGAGUCAUGGGGAUGCAAGGUCAGCCGGGGCUGCUGGGAUACACCGGCCCACUUGGCAAACCAGGACCCAUUGGACCACCGGGGCCUAAAGGUGAAAAGGGUUAUCCAGGCGAGGACAAUAAGACCCCAGGUCUGCCCGGGCCCAGAGGUGAACCAGGGCCCGCAGGUGAACGAGGAGAGCGUGGCGAGCCAGGCGAUGAAGGAUACCAGGGUCAUAUCGGUACCACUGGACCUCGGGGUGCAGUCGGACCACAGGGGGCACCGGGAUCACCAGGCCUCCCUGGAGAAAUAGGACCAAAAGGGGAGACGGGGGCCGUGGGAUCAGCUGGCAAGAAAGGAGCGAGGGGACUGACUGGAAGUCCUGGUCCAGAAGGCCGAGGGGGAGCACCCGGACUGGUGGGAAUGGUUGGAUACCCUGGACCAGACGGCCCCCCAGGACUGAUUGGUUUGCCCGGACCGCCUGGGAUUCAAGGACAGCAGGGGCAGAGAGGCCAAGUGGGACUGGAGGGAACCGCCGGACUUCCGGGUCGUAUAGGAGAAGUCGGUCUUCCUGGACAACUCGGAGAGAUUGGACCGCCCGGACAAAAGGGUGACCCUGGUCUGCCGGGGGACGGAGGAGCCCGGGGACUGAAAGGCAUGGAGGGCAGCGUUGGUGAUCAGGGCAGAAAAGGCGACCUAGGACCUAAAGGUCACUCAGGGGAGCCUGGAAAUGUGGGCAUGGUUGGUUUGCAGGGUUUCCCAGGCCCCAAGGGACCAAACGGUGAUUUGGGAUUCAGAGGAUUCCCUGGACCAAAAGGUCCCAUGGGAACUUUGGGAUUCUCUGGACCAGUGGGUCCUGAGGGAAUGAUUGGUCCAAUGGGCAAACCUGGACCAAGGGGUCCAAAAGGAAGUAAUGGUGAAAUGGGACCUCAAGGACUAGAGGGAAGCCCCGGACCGAGGGGACCUCCAGGAGCUCCAGGUCCAACAAUGUUCCUGUACAGUCUCUCGGACUCUGACGCUGACUACACGACCGAGAGUUUCCAGAACACAGAGAUGGGGGUGCCAGAACAAAAUACAGAGAUACUGAAGACUCUGCGUUACCUUAGCGACGUGAUUGAAAACAUCAAGAAGCCUCUGGGCACGAAGGAGAACCCGGCUCGUGUUUGUAAGGACCUGCUGGACUGUCAGCACAAACUUAAAGACGAUUGGUUCUGGGUCGAUCCAAAUGUGGGUUGUACGUCUGAUGCCAUCAAGGUCUUCUGCAAUUUUACAGCAGGGGGGCAGACCUGUUUACAUCCACUGGCCACUAAUAAGAUGGUGUUUGGUGUCGGGCAAGUCCAGAUGAAAUUCCUCCAUUUACUGAGCACUGAGGCCAGCCACAGUAUCACACUCCACUGUCUGAACGACCCACCUGAUGUUAGGGAGAACAGCGUCACCUCCGCUGAAACCACACAUAAACAAAACACCACACUCUGGUUCCGUGGUUGGAAAGACACUAUACUUGAACCGCAUGUGCUACAAGACGAGUGCAAGAUCCAUGAUGGGAGUUGGCACCAGUCACAUUUCUUCUUUCAUACUCAGGACAGUCGUCAGCUACCUGUAGUUGAUAUCAGAGAGUCUCCCACAUCGCAGCCCGGAGGUCGACAGCAUCUAGAAAUCGGUCCAGUCUGCUUCCUCUGACCAGGACGUCACCACCACCUACUUACACAUAAACUACUUCGGUGUAAGGCUGUUCACUGACUGCCUUCCAAACAGAAGCUUGACUACCGAGCUAGAGUAAGUGUUUGAGGGAGCAGGUCAUGUUCCUUGGCUAGUGAAUAAUGGGACUUUGUGAGUGUGAUGAACACCAAGGUCAGUUCCAAGGCAGACCUGUAAGAAUCCGAUCUCUGCGGGACAUCCAGAAGAAGAAGGCCAAAGGAGAAGAGUGUAUAACAAUAUUUAUCGAAUAAAUGUGUACAAAUAUGUUUGUUUCCAUAAUUUCCAGUCAAAAAAAGGUGCUGAUAUCAGCUGUGCACGGACCCUGACGACGGGGUACAGCCUCACAAGGCAGCAGAACUCACAUGACCCCCUCAUCGCUUACCCCCUGACCUCCAAACACACCCUGACCAUCCUACACAGGGGAAAAAAACCGAAGGAGCGUGCCAGGCCUCCACCUCGGAGCACUGUCUAAUUAAAGGUUUAAUAAUGAGUGCAAUAGCAUGUGGAUGAUGUGUGACUGCUCACAGUACUUCAUUUUCCAAGCAGACACGUGUAACCUAGAUUUGUUUUUUUCAUGAUAUUUUCAUCUUCAGUCCAGAUCACUUGGACCUCUUCAUCUUGACAGAUGGUGCUCUACCUCUACCUGCUCAACGCUUUCUAGAAUUAGUCAAAAUUAGUCAUUAUUGCCUUUGUGUUGUGUGUACCGGUUACAUCACCAUUUGUAAUGUUGUAUGAGUACUUUAUGUUGAUUUGGUCAUUUCUAAUUUAUGAACCAUUUUUUUAUACUACAUAUUUUUGUAGAGUUUCCUUCUAUGUGGUGGGCUCUUCAGGACAGGCCUAUCAUUGGUGCUGCAACAUACAAUGAGACAUCAGUGACUUUUUUUUUUAACAUUUCCUGUGUAUAUAUUGACCGCAUACUGUAUGUUUAUUUAUAGCCGUUUUGGUUUCUUUUUUUUCUUUUCUUUUUUUUUUUGCUCACAUCACUGUAUAUCAGUAAAUUAUACUCAGAGAACUUUUUGGUCAACCACAACCCAGUCUGAAGAAGUAUUUAUGUUCCAAAGGUGUGUUUGUGUGUUAGCACCAUGUUUAUCAUACUGUUAUUUCAGCCCAUUCUGUGGUGACUGUGUGGACUGGCAGCUAUAGAAGGCCAGAGUCAGAGCCCAGCCAGCAUAUAUGGGUUAAUUUGUGUGUGAUAUAUAUAACUGUAACCAAAUGCUAUUUGUCCAAAUAAAGCAAUUAUCAAUUGUCCAUGUGGGACAGACCCAUAUCGUCCAAAAUGUUCAGUCCCAAAAAACAGGUUUAAUGUAAAGGUGCUGGCUGGGAAACCUAAGAAUACAGUCCUUCCAUAUUAAGUUAUAUUACCUUGAACAAAGUGUAAUUAUAUAAAUGUCUGUGGCUGAAAAAUGUUGGAUCCUAAUGUGUAAAUAAUAAUAAUAAAAAAAAUGCCAAUUAAAUGCAACAUUUUAUCCAUCAACGAGUCCAUGCUGUAAAGUCAUACUGUAAGUGAUAGACACAUGAAUGUCCGCCAUAAGAACAACCAUCACCGAGAUGCCUUUGAGCAAGGUCUUUGGUCUUCAAACAUCCUUUUCAUAAACUUUCCAAAAAAUAAAUGAAGGGGGAAAAAACAAUAAAAAACAAUUGCAUCUUUACGCAGCAUUAUUUCACAUUAUGACAUAACAUGGAUGUAAAUAACUGGUUAUAUCUUCAGUGUAUAAGUGUCAUAAUUUUUUGAGGGUCAUCAAUCAACAUUUUUACGUAAAAAAACAAAAACUUGUUUACUUU